AUGGUGUCGGGGCUCUACGUGCUACUGUGGGCAGUGGCGGCGGCGACGGCGCUCCUGAGCCGGCUGGCGGUGGCGGUGGGGCCGGUGGUGCGGUGCGACCCGUGCGACGCGCGGGCUCUGGAGCAAUGCAAACCCUUGGCGCCCGAGUGCCCGGAGCUGGUGCGCGAGCCGGGCUGCGGCUGCUGCUUAACGUGCGCCUUGCAAGAAGGACAGCUGUGCGGCGUCUACACCGAGCGCUGCGGCUCCGGGCUCAGCUGCCGGCCCCGGAACGACGAGCCGAAACCUCUGCAGGCGCUGCUCGACGGCAAGGGGCUCUGCACCAACGUCAGCGGCGACGCAGCGGGCGGCGGCGGCAGCAGCAGCUCCUCCGCCAGCAACAGGCUCGGCUACUUCCUCCCGCGCGGGACUCACGGGGCAGGGAAUUCCAGUGAUUCAGAUGAAGACCAGAAUAUCAGUAGUAAAGAAAAUCAGUCUGUCACCAGCACAAACAGGAUGUUAGAUUCCAAGUCACAUGUCCACCAGACCAAGAUAGAUGUCAUAAGGAAAGAAUAUACCAAAAAUACCCAGCGCUACAAAUACGAUUCACAAAGCACAGACACACAGAAUUUCUCAUCUGAAUCUAAACAGGAGACUGAAUAUGGUCCUUGUCGGAGAGAGAUGGAAGACACAUUAAACAAUCUGAAAAUUCUGAAUGUUUUAAGCCCAAGAGGAUUGCAUAUUCCAAAUUGUGACAAGAAGGGAUUUUACAAGAAAAAACAGUGUCGUCCAUCCAGAGGCCGGAAGAGAGGCUAUUGCUGGUGUGUGGAUAAAUAUGGGCAGCCACUCCCUGGAUAUGAUGGGAAAGGGAAAGCAGAUGUCCAUUGUUACAAUUUAGAAAACAAAUGAGAAGAGGCCACCAUCUUCCAGGGAGUCUGUGUGUGGCAUCUUGACCAGUCAGAGGCCUUGGAGUGACUGGGCUAUAGCAUGGAAUGCGUUGGACUUGGGAAUUCUGAGUUUUGGCCCCUAUCUAUAUUGAGGAGAGUCAAUGACUCUAUGGAUUCUGCAGCUGCAUCCUGCCACUGAUUCACUUUCAGCUUUCCAUAGAUUUACAUAGGGAGCUCUGAAAUCCCAGAUAAAUCUGCACUAUUGAUCCCCAGAAUGAAUAAGAAAGGAAAAAAAAGGCACUUCAGAAUGGAUUCAGGGAGCCUCCACUGACUUUGGUUUCUGUUUUUGUUUUUUAAAUAACGGCCUGUGACCAAUUUGAUCCCGAAAGAUAACUGUGUUUUUAUUUUGAAGAAUUUAUAGACUGUAAGUAUUGUGAAGAUAUUUAACACAUUGGGCAUGACACAACCCAAGCUAAGCACUUUUUAAGUCACAUCAAUUAUUCAUGUGUUUAAAUAUCUUCCAUUGAAAUAAAAAGAACUGAAGUUGCUAUCCUGUAUGCACUUAGCUUGAGAAUAAGCCCCAUUAAACUCAGUGGGACUUAUAGCUGAUAAAUGUGUAGGAUUGUGCUGUUAAUAGUGCUUAUCUUGGGCUGAAUCACACUCAAGGUUUUAAACUAAGCUGUUUUGUUUUUAUACAGGUCUGACGGGAACUUUAUUUUCACGGGUAAAACAUGUUUUAUUAAAAGAAAAAGCUCAAAGAACUUUUAAAAGAUACAUGUUUCUACAUGGUUAUUUUUCCUGUAAAAAUAUACUGUAUUAUGACUGUUCUGUUAGUCUGUAUUUAAUAUAAUUUUUUUAAAAUAAACUAUUUAAAUGUAACAUAUAAAUAUUCAAAUGUUACCCAAUCAUUAUAGCAUAUGCUUCCAAAUUCUCUUUCCCAGGAGACUUACCAAAGCCUGUGCAUGUUAAACAGAUAAUGGAUUGUGAAGUGGACCAAUCAGUAUUUGCAAGAUCCUAGAGACAAAAAGAAGCAAUGCUCUUCAGUAGAUAAUGUGCAAAGGUUUCCAUUCUUCAUGAUCAUUAAAUCUUAAUUAACAUUAUUCAUGAAUCCUUGUCCAAGACUGGCAGAUUUCAAACUUACAUCUCUUGAGGCUCGUCUGAACCAGUUUCCUCCAAAUAUUGAUAAAAUCAGUUGAGUAGCCAUUAGGCAAAAAUAGAAACAGUAGACAAGGAGAGAAGGAUUUGAUUAACUUGACAACAAAUACAUAUCAAGUACUUUACUAGACCCUUAAAUAAAGUUUAGGCACUGAAUUACAGGACAUGUGAAAAAUGCCUCUCAAAGUGACGUCUGAUCUACAAAAGCUUAUGCUAUAACAAAUUUGUCAGUUUUUAAGAUGC
Candoia aspera is the source of this 2261-nucleotide messenger RNA. It is a transcript of the gene IGFBP3, whose product is annotated as insulin like growth factor binding protein 3. Gene Ontology annotation, biological process: regulation of insulin-like growth factor receptor signaling pathway. Bases 1 to 885 code for a protein of 294 amino acids. The record is from RefSeq and is a predicted model, not a curated record. Gene Ontology annotation, molecular function: insulin-like growth factor I binding; fibronectin binding; insulin-like growth factor II binding. The transcript has 4 exons. Gene Ontology annotation, cellular component: extracellular region. Lineage: Eukaryota; Metazoa; Chordata; Lepidosauria; Squamata; Candoiidae.